Messenger RNA from Paralichthys olivaceus (Japanese flounder), 4195 nucleotides. RefSeq names its product Kruppel like factor 5a (gene klf5a). Gene Ontology annotation, biological process: regulation of transcription by RNA polymerase II. Gene Ontology annotation, molecular function: RNA polymerase II cis-regulatory region sequence-specific DNA binding; DNA-binding transcription factor activity, RNA polymerase II-specific. Lineage: Eukaryota; Metazoa; Chordata; Actinopteri; Pleuronectiformes; Paralichthyidae. The record is from RefSeq and is a predicted model, not a curated record.
GCCGGUGGAAGGAUGAAACAAGUGGAGGGAGAUGUAGCAGACAGGCGCACUAACACCACCACCAACACCCCCACACGCGCUCCACCUUGUCGGCUUCAUUGCUCUCACUCUCCGCUGUAGCAUCCUCCCUUUUUUUUAUUUGAUUCAUUUUCUUAGCUUAGCAGCUCCGGAUUAGAUUUGAUCUGCGGCGGUGCACCGGGAGCUUCAUGGCCGCGACACUCGCGAUGAGCGGCGGCGGGCAGGAGGAUCCCUUCUACCCGCUGCAGAAGGCGAGCCUCCCCGCUGUGUUCCCCCUGGAGGACUCGGCGCUGUUCGGCUUGGACUGCAAGAUCCCGGAGGAGAAACCCGGACACAUCGACUACACGCAGGUAAAAUGUGAGAUGGAAAGAUAUCUCUCCCCUCAGCCUCUCUCCCUUCCACCUCAUGCAGAUAGCCAGCAGAAGUCACACAGAGACGUGGAUCACUUCUUCACCGAUGACCACGGUGGCGCUCCCUACAUGCUGAACAUGAAUCUUUACCUGCCCGAGGUGGCCUACCUGAGGAUGGGCUUGUGUCAGCAGGUGCGGGCCCCUCAGCACCAGAACCACACAGGUCUCACCCACAUCAAAACAGAAUCUGCCUCCCCGUGUUUCUCCCCCAACCUACAGCCGCACUGCCCCAACACUUCACCCUCUGGUAGCUGCGGCACAUCUAGUCACGGCCCCGGCAGCAUUGCAAUGGAAACCUCAGCCAUAAACAUGACGAUAGCGGGGUUACCAGACUUCACCAGUGUUUUCAACCAGUCAGGAGGCAGCCAUGGUGGCGAUUCAGUGCCAGAGGUGUUUGUCAAACAGGAAAUGUCAUCACAGUUCGAGCCACACGCUCUGCACCAUCACAACGAUGGCUCGCUGUUUCAGCUCCUUAACUCUGGCUUGGAUCAUCCCCAUGGCAAUGGUAUGGAGGCUCAGCAUCAGCAGCAUCAUCGGCAGCAGCAGAUACAACACACUUCCACUUCCACAAUCCACACACCUUUCCAUAAUUUGCCGGUAGCUUCUUCUGCAUCUCAGCAGGAGCAGACUGCCAAGCCCGUCUACUGUGGCCUGGGAGGGGAGGCAUACACACAUCCUCAUCCUCAGGCACACCCUCAUUAUCUCCAGCAGCAGGUGCCCUACCUUCCGCCCUCUCCGCCCAGCUCCGAGCCCGGCAGCCCUGACAGGCACAAGGAGCUGCUCCACACCAUGUCUCCUCCUCCCUCGUAUGCAGCCACCAUUGCGUCCAAAAUGGCAGGUAGCACCCCUGGGCUCGGACCCAGCCCGGGACCCGGCAGCUUAGCCAUGCCCCUUAACACAGGUCCCACACCGGUCCCAGGCCAGGCUGCAGUCCUUCCCCAAACCCCUGCAAUAACCCCAACCCCGACCCCAGCUCAGACCACUGUGUCUGUCCGCUACAGCCGGAGGAACAAUCCUGACCUGGAGAAACGACGGAUCCACCAUUGUGAUUACCCAGGCUGCAAGAAAGUCUACACCAAGUCGUCCCAUCUGAAAGCCCACCUCCGAACUCACACGGGUGAGAAGCCGUACAGGUGCACGUGGGAUAGCUGCGACUGGCGCUUUGCGCGUUCAGACGAGCUGACGCGUCACUAUCGGAAGCACACGGGCGCCAAACCCUUCCAGUGCGUGGUCUGCUCACGCGCCUUCUCCCGAUCCGACCACCUCGCCCUGCACAUGAAGAGACACCAGAACUAGUAGCAUUUCCACAAACAUCACAAAAACACAAGCACUAUCCUGACACGCAUAAAACACUCACUCCAUCUCCCACAACUCCAACGUUACGGGCUGCGUGACACAAAGUUCACUGACACCACAGCUCUUCCUGGUGCUGCUAUCAUGUGCUGAAACAGUACGAUAGCCUGACAAACGUGUUGCUCUUCACCCAGCGUGAGAUGAUGUGGAGGUUUUAACGUAGAAAGAUGUGGGACGGAUGAAGUUCCUGGUUCUUUCAUCCCCAGAUACACUUAUUUUAGAAAAAUGGUAGCUCCAAAACGUGUCUCCAGUCCAUUUGGACUAUUUUAUGUGACUGGAACGAAAAGCACUUACCACUCAAAUCUUUUACAUGUUUUUCUCUGUUCUAACAUAGAACUGGCUUCAUUUGUUUUUAUAAAGGAGAAGCUUUUGUUUGAAAAACUAGUCAAACCAAAUCUUUGUUUACUCCGUGGUUUGUUAGUUUGUUUAUGUACCUGGAAUAGCCAGAUUAAUUUUUUACCAAAUCAUUUGAUUUGCACUAGAAUUGGUGUUCAACGUCUGAGCCUUUUUGGCCAGACGCGUCUCUUCAUCACCACUGGAACAAUCAUUAUCACGACUGGACUGAAUCCCGCCAAUCAUUACUGUUCAGAUAUUAAAAAUUGAAGGCAUUUAUUACUCUGGAGAGAGGGAAGAUAGUACAGGGAAAAAAACGAGGGAGGGGUGCAGAUGUAGAGUUUGAAAGAUUUUUUUUGAUUUUAGAGAGAGAGGAGAUCUGAGGACGACUGAGAAACGGAGGGAGGUGGAUGGUUGCUAAAGAGCAGCAAUUAGGUGAUGAAUUAUUCAGAUUGUGUUUGGAUGGAUUUCCAGCCAGAGAAAUCUAAGCAGGGACACGUCCUAGAAAUCAUUCAGUUAAACAGAAUUGACUGUAUUUGAUGCACAAGCUUGAAUUAAGCGUUUUGAAACUCGAUUACCGUAGAUUUCUCCUCAUUUACUCCUUUCAGACGUUUAACCAAAGCAUAAUCUUCAUCUACACCUUAUUAAGUGCCUCCUCCUCCUGUUUUAUGUGUUUCUGUUCAGUGGUUGCAGAGCUGUGAUCAACGUAGGCAGUCCUUCAAACACACAUGGUGCUGUUUUUAUUUGUAAAAAAAAAAAAGGAAACAUGUAUUAAAUUACAAGGUUUACCCAUCAGUUAUUGUAAUUUUAACAGCUCAGUUCAGGCCACUUCACAGACAUGCUGAAUUUACGUGUUACUAAAAUGACAGUCGGAACUUUCUCUGAGGGUUUUACGCUCCCGAACUCUGUAGACAACUAAUUUGCAAACGCAGCUUGAUCAGUCAGUCGAACGUGGAUUUGUGGUUUGUUAAAGGAUAGUUUCACAUUUUAAUACCUACAUGCUCAUGUGUACAUGGCAAAUGUGUUUCUCUCAACCACACUGGCCUUAAUUCCUAUAAACAGAUUCUGCAGGUGAAUCUGUAAGCGAGGGACAAGAUUUUGGGGUCUUCUGAUUUCUGUUUUGAAUUUGACCAAUCGUGUUUGAGCAGGAUUUAUUCACACACAGAAAAGAGAAUAGUCAGACUGUUGUCUACACCAGAAUCAUAGGUCUUCUUUCAGUGAACACAUAUGCAAAUGAAAAGCCAAUAUUGGGGGAAAAGUUCAGCAACUCUUCGCAGAGCCACGAUUUGCUUCACCACAGGAAGCUAAGGUUUUAUUCGCCUCCUUACCUGCACUGAUUGGCGUUGAAUGAAAAGUGAAAUAUUUGCAAAUGUGUGACCAGGCCCUCAAAUAAUAAUACGGGGCUCCAUCAUUCUGAAUCAGACUCAUAUUUUUCACUGUUAAUCUUAUGAGUGCGAAAUUUCAUCUUUGAACUUCAUCAAAAAGCACAAGGAAGGAAUCUUGUACUGAAAAAGCGCGAAACUGUAAAGAAAAACCCCAUUUUAAUGUACAUAUGAGCAUGAACAUGUAUAGAUAAAUGUAACCCUACCCUUUAAUAUAACCCUCUCUGUUCAUUUUUGGUGGUGUGGUGUAGCCUGAACUCAUAACUGUACUUGUUCAUUCACUGCAGGUAACGUUAAGAUAAUAUAGCACUGUAAUGUAUCAUGGUAAAUCUAUUUAUUUGAUUGUGUAGAAGUGGGGGUUGUGUCAGAUCCACCAUCUUUCUCCCCAGCAAAAAAUGCCUUAAUGUAAAUAUAUGCACUGUAAAUAACUUGAUUUAGUUUGUUUUAUUUUUCCUCUUUUUUAUCAUUUUGUAAAGGGCAAAAUGAGGAAAAGGCCCCGCCUCCAAAAAUGUUUGAGCCUUUUUUCUUUUUGUUUCUUUUUCCUGUUUAAAAGAUAUUUUGAUGCCAUUGUUUUAUAUAUUGUCCUUCCAGCAGCUUAUUUUAUAAAUCCUUGUUUUUUUGUUUCGUAGUAAACGUUCCAAAGACAAAAGUUGUUUUUUCUUCAACUGAGUGAAGCCGAUCCUAAUAAAGUCAACUGAC